Molecule: messenger RNA, 1052 nt
Organism: Mangifera indica (mango)
Lineage: Eukaryota; Viridiplantae; Streptophyta; Magnoliopsida; Sapindales; Anacardiaceae
Product: ethylene-responsive transcription factor WIN1-like
Exons: 2
Coding region: 216-806 (196 amino acids)
Biological process (GO): regulation of DNA-templated transcription
Molecular function (GO): DNA-binding transcription factor activity; DNA binding
Source: RefSeq, a predicted model, not a curated record
AUUUCGUUUAUUGCAAGCUGCUUCAAUAUGUACGACUUACUUUCGCCGACAAUACACUAUAUCAGUUAUGCCCUUCACUCAUCAUCUCUCUAUAUCUUCAUCAUCAUCAUCUCUGAGCCAUUCUGUACUUCAUUCAUCAUCUGUAUAUCUUCAAGCCCUCUGGAGCUUGUACUUAACUGUCUCUCUCACUAUCUCCCUCUCUCUCUCUCUUCAAAAUGGUGCAAUCAAAGAAGUUCAGAGGUGUCAGGCAGCGCCACUGGGGCUCCUGGGUUUCUGAGAUUCGCCACCCACUACUGAAGAGGAGGGUGUGGCUGGGCACAUUCGAAACAGCGGAAGAAGCUGCUAGAGCCUACGAUCAAGCUGCAAUCUUAAUGAGUGGACGAAACGCAAAGACGAAUUUCCCAAUAAUACAAACACCAACCGGAGACCCUAAACCUAGUCAAAGUUCAACCUCGGCACCCGCAAAUGAUUUAUCAGAGCUUCUGCACGCCAAGCUUCGGAAAUGCAGCAAGGCACCAUCGCCUUCUAUGACUUGUUUGAGGCUUGACACAGAGAAUUCUCACAUCGGAGUGUGGCAAAAGCGGGCAGGCCAGCGCUCUGACUCGAACUGGGUCAUGACUGUGCAGCUUGGAAAGAAUAAUGCAGAUGAUGUAUCAAGAAACACAUUGCCUUUGGGCGCUGAGUCACAAGAGAUAACAGGGCCCCCACUCAAGGGAAAAAUGGAUGAAGAAGAGAUAAUCGCUAUGCAAAUGAUAGAGGAGCUUCUUCAUCGGAAUUGUCCGGAAGACGGUGGAUUUUAUAUCUAGUUUCAUGGUGUGAUGAUAAAGUAAAAGUAAUGUAUAGAACUACAUGUGAUCACUUUCUAUAUGUUAAUAUGUCUGAACUUACUGUAUAAGCAUACAGUGAGCCAAAGGGAAUGUUUUGGGGUAUAUACGUAUGGGGAUAAAUAUUUUAUAUAGAAAUAAGAAUAUCAAUGUAAUAUAGGGUUAGAUAAUGUAUUAUUAAUUGGUGGUGUGACACAAAAAUAAUGGAAAUUGACAAAUUGUGUAUAA